AUGAAGAUCCUGAAAAAGAAGAAAAAGGGGGAGACACAAAUAGUCCCCGAUGAACGCUACAGAGAGUUAGAUAGCCACGUACAAAAUGAAGACGAAAUACCAGGGGAUGCCCCCAUCGGAAGAAAAAUCCUCUAUAUUUUAAAACUGAUUUACAAUGAAAUUCGAGAAAACAUUUCCAUUUACCUCCUGAUCAUCCUUUACCUAUGUGUAUGCGUUAUGAAUAAAAUUAUGGCCAAAAGAACCCUCAAGAAAAUAGGAAACUAUAGCUUUGUAACUUCAGAGACUCACAAUACGAUAUGCAUGGUCGUUUUCUUUACCUUGUAUUUUAUAUUUGGUCGCCGCGUCACAUCUGCCAAGGACAAACACCGAAAUUUUGGACUUCAGUUUUUGCUCAUCUCGCUGCUGGACGCCUGCUCAGUUAUCAUUGCGUUCAUAGGCCUCACAAGAACCACCGGAAAUAUUCAGUCCUUUGUCAUGCAGCUCAGCAUUCCAAUAAAUAUGUUUUUCUGCUUUUUGAUUUUGCGAUACAGAUACCACCUAUUCAAUUACAUUGGUGCAUCUAUCAUCGUCGUGACCAUCGCAAUUGUGGAGUAUAUUUUGUCGUUCGAAACACAGGAAGAGAAUUCAAUUGUCUUUAACUUGGUGUUGAUUGCCUCGUUGAUUCCUGUAAGCUUUUCCAACAUGACCAGAGAAGUUGUCUUCAAGAAGUACAAAAUAAACAUCCUGCGCUUGAAUGCCGUAGUUUCCUUCUUCCAAAUAUUCACCUCCUGCCUGAUGCUUCCGAUGUACACCCUCCCAUUUUUGAAGCAAAUCAAUUUGCCCUUCUCGGAAAUCGGAACGAAUAUAAAAAAUGGAUUCAGAUGUUUGUUCCUUGGACAAAACACCAUCGUGGAGAACUGUGGAUUGGGAAUGGCCAAGAUGUGCGAUGAUUGUGAAGGAGCAUGGAAAACAUUCAUAGCAUAUUCCUUUUUCAACAUUUGCGACAAUUUAAUCACCAGCUUUAUAAUUGAUAAAUUUUCAACCAUGACCUACACCAUCGUCAGUUGCAUACAAGGACCAGCAAUAGCCAUUGCUUACUACUUUAAAUUCCUUGCGGGAGACGCCGUCAUGAAACCCCGCAUGUUAGACUUUGUCACUUUGUUUGGCUACCUCUUCGGAUCAAUCAUUUACCGUGUUGGAAACAUAAUUCUUGAAAAAAAAAAAAUGAUGGAAGAAGAUGACAAUGACGACGAUUCCGAGGGAGAGCUCACCAAUGCCGAAUCGAUUAUAACAAAAUGA
Messenger RNA from Plasmodium fragile, 1278 nucleotides. RefSeq lists its product as uncharacterized. Gene Ontology annotation, molecular function: xenobiotic transmembrane transporter activity. The record is from RefSeq and is a predicted model, not a curated record. Gene Ontology annotation, biological process: xenobiotic transport. Bases 1 to 1278 code for a protein of 425 amino acids. Lineage: Eukaryota; Apicomplexa; Aconoidasida; Haemosporida; Plasmodiidae. The transcript is spliced from 14 exons.